CCGCUGUGUGUCGUCAAAGAGAACCAAGAAGAACGGAGAGAAAGAGGUGCGGUGUUGCGUGACUGGGUGCGAGCGACCGUGGCGCGUGUGUGUUUGUUGUGUUGUUAAGCGUAAACGAGUUUUACAAGAUUCUCCUCGUACUCCGCUUUUUCGAGUAAUACGCGAGCAUAAACGCGGACGAAACUAGGAAAAACGAACCGGGUGCGGAGUAAUUCGGGAGAAGCGAGGAAGAAAGAGUGAGAGCGAGAGAGAGAGAGAGAGAGAGAGAGAGAUACGAGUGAGUGAGGAAGAGAGCGAGGGUGACCAGACCAGCGGGGACAACAGUAGGGUCGCCGUCCGAUUGAUAAAGGGAUCAGCUUCGUGACGAACGAACGCCACACGAUGUCGUCCUACAUUCAGGUCGCCGAGGACGAGGGUGAGGAGCCGAUCGAGCUGCCGACCGAGGACGACACCACGCUCCUGCUCACCACCCUAUCCGCCCAGUUUCCCGGUACUUGCGGCCUCAAAUACCGCAACCCGGAGUCCCGUACGAUGCGCGGUGUACGAUUGGUCGACGGUCGUCUGCAUCCGCCCGAGAACGGCUGGGGCAAAGCGAUCUACUUCUGCGUAUUCCCUAAAGAGAACAAACGUAAAUCUGAUGACAAUUUGGAAAAUUCCACAGCUAAGACUAAAAGAAUGGAAACAAAGUUACGUUGCACUGACUUAAUUGUACUUGGUUUGCCAUGGAAAACAACCGAACAGAAUUUGCGUGAAUACUUUGAAACGUUUGGCGAAGUUUUGAUGGCACAGGUAAAAAAAGAUGCAAAAUCCGGUCAAAGCAAAGGAUUUGGUUUUAUUCGAUUUGGAAGUUAUGAAUCGCAGUUGAGAUGCCUUGCUCAACGUCAUAUGAUAGAUGGCAGAUGGUGUGAUGUCAAGGUUCCUAACAGUAAGGAAGGAAUGAUACAGCAAGUCCCCUGCAAGGUUUUCGUCGGCCGCUGCACAGAAGAUCUAACCGCGGACGAUCUACGAGAUUAUUUCUCCAAAUUUGGCGAAGUCACGGACGUUUUCAUCCCGAAACCCUUCCGCGCGUUUUCGUUUGUCACUUUCUUAGAUCCUGAGGUCGCUCAGUCGCUCUGUGGCGAAGAUCAUAUUAUCAAGGGUGUCUCGGUACACGUCUCGAAUGCCGCGCCCAAGUCCGAGGGAAACAAUAAAAAUUUUAAUAAUCAAGUUAACUCGAACAUGAGGGGCGGCAGGGGCGCGCCGGGACCCGUCGAUAAUAACGUCCAGGGCAAUUAUCAGGGUAACCGUUAUAUGGGUCAUUCGGGCAACAAUAUGGGCCCGAAUGGCUGGAACAAUCCGGGGAAUCGCGGUAAUCUCGACAUGCCGAAUCUACAAGCCCUUGGUAUCACCGGUCAAAACAACGGUGGUGGUGGUGGAGGCGGCAUGUCGAAUCCGCUGGCGAUGGGUGGUCUGAAUCUGUCUGCGUUGCCGGUCAAUCCGGCAUUGGUGGCCGCUGCUCUGAACCAGGCGUCCUGGGGUCUGAUCGGUAAUCUGCAGAACCAGGGAAACGACCAGGGUUAUUCGAACCAGCCGGGCCCACCGGGCCAGCCGCCCUCCGGUAACAACAGUAUUGGUAAUAGCGGCAAUUCUGGCUUUCUCAGCUGGAUGAACCAAGGCGGCGGCGAUGGCAAUACUGGCAAUCCCGGCACCGGCGGCCCCGGGCCGAAUAACCCGAACGCGUCCCAGGGCGCCUGGCAGAAUCACCCGGGUCAGCGCGACCAGAAGUCGAAUACCUUUCUCAAGUACGAGUAAAUUCAAUCGGGGCCGUGGGUCUACUCGUAAAACCAAACGGAUCCUCCAUCCACGGGUCCCGAUACAACAACCAUAACGAACGGUGGUAACUAAUGAGGUCGACAGUUUUCCAAAAAUGCGUCGACCUCGGAAAAAGAUUAAGAGCCAGAGCCUAUAGUAUGUUGACGUUUUUUCUAAUGUUUUGCACUAAUCGCCACUGCGUGUAUUAUAAUAUUUCGAGACCUUCCCCACUCUCUUAUUGGUUUGACAAAUUAGCACAAUUCCGUUCGUUUAGGUUUACAACAAUCGAAGGCGGAUAGCUUCGAUCAUUCAAAUAUAUGUGCGCGAUUUUUGCGUCACUCUCUGAGGUGUGAGCGUCCGAUGAAUAGUAGCAUGAUUAAAAUCAAUACGUAUGAAGUUGAUGUAUGAGGAGCUUAGCUGUACAAUGAUGAGAUUGAUCGAUCGAAUACAUUUAUUGCUUAGCAUAAUAAUUGGUAAACUUGUAAUUUACAUGUACAAAGAUACCUGACGAGAUCUGAGUCCUAAAAAGAUUUCAGCUACUUCAGCAUUUAUUAAACUCAGUGAAAUGUGUACUAAAAUAGUCUUACUCAAAAAGAAAUAACUACUACACAAACAUGAAAUUCUACGCAUUCUCAUUUGAUAUUAGUUUAGAUUCCGAAAUUGCCUAGUCGCAGCAAAGAUAAUGAUGUCCCAGUACAGUUUUCAAAUCAUACCUAAGUCUAAAGAAACAAUAAAAAUGUUAAUAAUCAAGUGAACUUUGACGAGGGGAGUUACAUCUGCAUUAUUCUUUCAUUCUAUUUAAGUAUACAUUUUCUUAAAUAGCAAUUAAUAAAUUAUUGGAAAAUCGGAAGUAGCUAAAGUUUUUUUUCAUCGCAAAUCUCUUUAAUAGAGGGGGCUUUAGUAAAUACUUAAUAGUAUUUGUUGAGCUGUUUUGGCUUUCUCUAUACGACCACAUUUUUUUAUUUAAUUAUAAUUAAAUUUUGUCUCCUUGUCUACGUCAAAAAUGUAAUGUAGGAGGAGACUAGAUUGAUCACCUUAGUCACAAGAACAAAGUUAGUAACUAACUAAGGCAAUCGAUCUAAUGGGUGCAAUGUGGUAAUAGAUGAUACCUAGUAUCAUGAGACCAAAGCCAAUUAUAUAAUUUGUUGUAACGAAUCGAGAACCAU
Cyphomyrmex costatus is the source of this 2957-nucleotide messenger RNA. It is a transcript of the gene TBPH, whose product is annotated as TAR DNA-binding protein-43 homolog. The record is from RefSeq and is a predicted model, not a curated record. The transcript is spliced from 4 exons. The coding region runs from base 382 to 1791 and encodes 469 amino acids. Gene Ontology annotation, molecular function: RNA binding. Lineage: Eukaryota; Metazoa; Arthropoda; Insecta; Hymenoptera; Formicidae. Gene Ontology annotation, biological process: regulation of gene expression. Gene Ontology annotation, cellular component: nucleoplasm; chromatin.